Molecule: messenger RNA, 7573 nt
Organism: Marmota monax (woodchuck)
Lineage: Eukaryota; Metazoa; Chordata; Mammalia; Rodentia; Sciuridae
Gene: Bace2
Product: beta-secretase 2
Exons: 9
Coding region: 371-1915 (514 amino acids)
Biological process (GO): amyloid-beta metabolic process; membrane protein ectodomain proteolysis
Cellular component (GO): membrane; endosome; trans-Golgi network
Molecular function (GO): aspartic-type endopeptidase activity
Source: RefSeq, a predicted model, not a curated record
GAAAUUCAGGACUCGAGUUUCCCGGGGAAGAGGCGCGGCCCGAGACCAGCGAGUGGGCAGGACCGGCGCGGGGGCCCUCGCGCCCCGCUUUGACCUUGGGCACGGGGAGGGGCCCCUGCGGGGCAGCCAGCGCCCGCCAGAGGGGGCAGCGGCGAAGAACUUGCUCAAGUUGGAGGCGCGGGUUGGGGCGGCUCCGGCGCCGCCGCCGCCUGUGAGCCUCCUCCCCGGCUCCUCCGCCCCUCCUGCGCCGCCGCCGCCGGCCCGGUGCGCGGCCAGCCCUGCCCCGCCGCCCCUCAGCCUCGCGUGCCCGCCAAGUUGCUGAGCCGCCCGCGCCGCACCGGCAGGCUCUCCUCCCGGCUCCGCCGCGGCUAUGGGCGCGCUGGCCAGGGCGCUGCUGCUGCCGCUGCUGGCCCAGUGGCUCCUUCGCGCGGCCCCCGCGCUGGCCCCCGCGCCCUUCACGCUGCCCCUCCAAGUGGCCUCGGCCACCCGCCACCCGGCUUCGCCCGCCCCAGAGCCCGUGACCUCCGCACUGGCCCGCGCCAAUGGCCUGGCGCUCGCCUUGGAACCCGCUGGAGUCAAUGCCAACUUCUUGGCCAUGGUGGACAAUCUGCAGGGGGACUCUGGCCGCGGCUACUACCUGGAGAUGCUGAUUGGGACUCCCCCCCAGAAGCUACAGAUUCUCGUCGACACUGGAAGCAGUAACUUCGCCGUGGCAGGUGCCCCCCAUUCCUACGUAGACACCUACUUUGACGCAGAGAGGUCCAGCACCUACCGCUUCAAGGGCUUCGAAGUCACUGUGAAGUACACACAGGGCAGCUGGACUGGCUUCAUGGGGGAGGAUGUGGUCACCAUCCCAAAGGGCUUCAAUAGUUCGUUUCUUGUCAACAUCGCCACUAUUUUCAAGUCAGAGAAUUUCUUUCUGCCUGGGAUCAAAUGGAAUGGAAUACUUGGACUUGCUUAUGCCACCCUGGCCAAGCCAUCAAGCUCUCUGAAGACCUUCUUCGAUUCCCUGGUGACUCAAGCAAAGAUCCCCAACGUCUUCUCCAUGCAGAUGUGUGGGGCGGGACUGCCAAUUGCUGGAUCUGGUACCAACGGAGGUAGUCUUGUCCUGGGUGGAAUUGAACCCAGUCUGUAUAAAGGAGACAUCUGGUAUACCCCCAUAAAGGAGGAGUGGUAUUAUCAGAUAGAAAUUCUGAAAUUGGAAAUCGGAGGCCAGAGCCUUAAUCUGGACUGCAAAGAGUACAACGCGGACAAGGCCAUCGUGGACAGCGGCACCACGCUGCUGCGCCUGCCCCAGAAGGUGUUCGAUGCGGUGGUGGAGGCCGUGGCCCGCACGUCCAUGAUUCCAGAAUUUUCUGACGGGUUCUGGAGCGGGGCCCAGCUGGCGUGCUGGGCGAAUUCUGAAACGCCUUGGUCCUACUUCCCUAAGAUCUCCAUCUACCUGAGGGAGGAGAACUCCAGCCGAUCCUUCCGCAUCACCAUCCUGCCUCAGCUUUACAUCCAGCCCAUGAUGGGGGCUGGCCUGAACUACGAGUGCUACCGAUUCGGCAUCUCCUCCUCCACCAACGCGCUGGUGAUCGGUGCCACCGUGAUGGAAGGCUUCUACGUGGUCUUCGACAGAGCGCAGAAGAGGGUGGGCUUUGCUGCCAGCCCGUGCGCAGAGAUCGCAGGUGCUCCAGUGUCUGAGAUCUCGGGGCCCUUCUCCACCGAAGACAUAGCCAGCAACUGUGUCCCCGCCCAGGCUUUGAAUGACCCCAUUCUGUGGAUCGUCUCCUACACCCUCAUGAGCGUGUGCGGAGUCAUCCUCCUCAUCCUGAUCCUUCUGCUGCUCAUCCCCUUCCAGUGCCGGCACACGCCCCGCGACCCCGAGGUCGUCAACGAUGAGUCCUCUCUCGUCAGGCAUCGCUGGAAAUGAAGAGCCACGUCUGACUCUCUGACCUUGACCUUGGCUCUCCACAGGACUCCGCAUCCAGGGUGCCGCGUGGGUCGGGCCAGGCUCCUUCCUCUGUGCGUUGGUUGGGAAUCUCGUCCUGCUCCCACAUGCCUUCCAGAUUCACUGUACCUUGAUUAUUCUUGAUCUUAAAGCUUCCGGUUCUUCUUUCCUACUUCCAAGAAAAAUGGUAAUAAAAAACACCUCAUUCUAAACCAAAAUGGAGUGGAUCAGGCUUCAGGCUUUACGGAGCUGCAAACUGACCAGGUGUGUCAUCAAAGAAAAAAAAGGGGCAAGCCAUGACUGGCUUUCUUUCUCUAACCUCUUGAAAAAUGUGUGUGCAUAACCCUGUUAGCUUCCUAGGAGCUUUUGUAUUAAUAGUAUCUAAGGGUAUUUUGCACCGGGCUUUGGCGUGGGUUGGGUGGCACUGGAAGACUUUGCAACAUGGUGCAGGAGGAGCCGUUGCCCCAGCCCUCACCAGCCUCUCCUGCAGACGCGGGGCCUCCUUCCUGUCGAGGCACAGGUGAAGGGGACCUGCUCUUUUGUACCCAAUGAAGCUGUGCUAUUGUUGGUGGAAAGUUAAAGUACUACCUCUAUGACUUUGCCCAGGGUCCUGAGACUGGGUGGGGUGGCGCAGCUUGAUGCCAGCUAUGUCCUCACCCGCCAGAGUCCUCAUCCCACCAGGUGAGAAGGGUCCACUGAGCUUGGUUCUGUGGCCAUGCUGGCCGCGACCACACACCCUUCCUCCUGCACAGCUCAAUUAGCAGGGCCUUCAGGAGCGAGACAAAUGCGACUUUGAUGGCAGAGUUGUUUCUGUUUCUAGGUCUUCUCUGGAAGUGGGUUGGUUGGUCCCCUUCUGGGAAACAGAGAAGUGGCUAAAGGCCCACGCUCUGACCCACUGCAGAGGAAGCCAGGUGAGGGACACGGAGGAGCUCUGAUUCUCCCUGUGCUCUCAAGCCAUGUGCUUCCCUCUGCAUAACUGCGGGGCUCAGGGUGACUGCCCGGAUGCACUCAACCAGAGCUGUUUGGCAGUCGGCCUUUGUGCCUUUGGCCUUUGGUGACAGGUGAUUAGCGGUGUCCUUGUUUGGGGGGAAAUCCCCACUUGCUGUUGCUCAUUUGAGGCCUUUGCCAAAGAGAAGUGGAGCCUUAACUCGCUGCAGCCGGCUUACAUGACCUGAUGCAAUCAGAAGGUGCCAGCCAGUCUCCCUUCUCUCUUCACUUUGCAGUGCUACUGGGCGGGCUCGGCGUGUUACAGAAUUCCUAUCAGCAGUGCUAAGCACCCCCUCCCCCGCAGGAGUGUUCUUGCUGUGUGUGUGGACGUUCAGGACACCUGUUCUGCUCAUGAGGUCCCUGAGUCACCUCCAUAUUGAGAAAUACGUGACCAUGCCAAAGAGACAUGGGGGCCACCCAGGCAGGUUAUGGUGAGCUCGUAGAUGCUGGCAGCCUAAAGAAUCUUCUGUGAGAUUCCCGUGGGGGAAGAGCUGAGCUGGAUCUGAGAGGAAGCUGAGCACACAGAGGGCAGAGAGGAGUGUCCUCGCCUGCUCUUGUCUUGGCUGGCCUCUGCUGAUCAUUUCAAAAUGUGUUGCAGAGCUAGACAUCUCUGGCAGUGGAUUUCACUUCUUAUCCCGAUGACUUCUCCAUGGAUUCCUGUUUUGUGAGCCUCUUUGUAUCAAAGUGAAGCCAGUUAUCCUAAACUGCACCUCCUCUUUGCUGUAAAAAAACUGACCCCUGAAAUAACAGGAGGGGUGCGGGGUGUGGCCGGCAGCUGGGCUGUGGGUCCUGGGGCAGGUGCCGUCUGUUCCUCUUUGCUCUCCUGGUUUCUGAGUGGGGAUGGUUCUGCUGCGGCAGAUCAGCAGGCACAGCUCUCAGAAUACAGGAGCCUAACAGAUCAGGUUCCCCGAGGCCCUGGAUGGAGUUUACAAUAAUGCUCUUUGCUGCGCAUCUAAUUUCCCUACCUUUGCAUCUCCGAUGCCAUUGGAUGUGACAUUUUAAUGGGAAUGCUUAAAUUACAAAAGCAUAAUUUAGCAACAAGAGUGGAACAGACAGUUGAAUUUAGGACACUUUCCUGGCAUGCAUUGCAGCUGAAAAUUGGACUUUGAGUCCAAACUGUGAUAGUGACACCCACCUCCUCAAGUUAUGUAAAUUGAGACUGCCUGACACACCCGCAGAGAGAUUUGCUUUGAACAGGAAGGGAGGCUGCAGCCCUUUGAGGGUGUCAUUUUUUACCUUGCAAUUCACCAUGGAAGGUUCUGGAAAUCAGCCCUGGCCUGAAAGGAGCAACUGAACGAUUGCAUGUUAGAAGCCUCCUCAGCUUCAGAGUGGAGCAGGUUCUCCAUGAACCAGCUUAUUUUAAGUAGUGUGCUGCUUCCUUCUUGAUAACUUACUCAGAAGUCUGAAGUGAAGCCCUGCCUUCGGAAACUGGAACUAUUUCUAAAAUACAGCAAGAAGCGAGGUGGGGGUUGAGUCUUUUUCCCCCUUGGGAAUUUAAAGGAACCAUGAGUGACUGGUAUCUGAUCCGCUGGCACAUGUGCCACGCCCUAUUGCCUUUCUUCUGAGCCCAAAACAAGUGCCUGGCACUGAAGAAGCCCUGCCCUGUGCACGACCCCGGGUGCUCCAGCUCAGCACUGUGCUUCUGAGCCUGGAGAAGGACGUCUCUGGGCUCAUCCUGAAGCCCAGAAGUUUGAGUUGGAGAUAGCCUUGGGGUCAGUGAUCAGAACUGUGGAGCCAUUCCCAGCAAGACAGCGGUAAGGACGCCAUGGAGCUUGGGGCCAUAGAUUUGGGGAUUUGGCUGCAAUUAGGGGAUUCAUUCUCUCCCUUAAGAGGAGCAAGAAGAGGAAUCAUUUAAUUAUUUAGUCAAAAAUGGGGGUUUGUUGAGUUCUUCAGGCCACAUCCCAUUUGGUGGAUCUGCCACACAGGGUCCCAUCCUGAGUUCUGGCUUCCUGCCGCUCCAUGUCCCCAGGAAUAAGUCAGUGCCAAACUGUGUUUCAUAACCAGGAGUAAUUGGGUUUCACAGCCUUUGUCCUUAUGAGUGGAAAUCAGAUAAUCAGGGAGAAACCCAAUAUGUUUUCUCUUGCACAAACUAUUUAGAAUUGAUUAUGGAACCAUUCAGGGAAAAAAACUUACCCUAAGAUUUUUUUUUUCUUUUUUUAAAGAAAAACUGCCCAACACCAUAAAAGGUACAGUUGUGGGGUCUGCCAAGGGAGAGACUAGAUUUUUAGUACUAGGUAAACUCCACAAAUCUCUAUUAGGCUUAACAUUUUUUAGACUUGAACUUAUGAUUGUUUAUCAAUUCAAAAGCCAUCUGGAAAAAUUCUUUGGGGGGUGGGGGAGGGGUGAUGCGAUUUCCAGUGUGCUGACUGACAGGGAAGCAGGUUUGACUCCUUCAGGAAACGUGCUUUCAUUCCGGCCACCUCAGAUUUCUUUCUCACAGUUGCUGGAUCUGUGGAGAUGUGAUUUGUUUUAGAGAUCCAGGAAUACUCAAGAUAGCAUCCCCAUCAGCAUUAAUGGCCUGAGGGAAGGUGGGCUGUGAGCUGCCCAAGCUGGGGAGGGAUGUCCACUCCAGAGACAGAGUGCAGGGUUAUCGGUGUUUGGUAGACUCCAGGAAGAGGGCGGGACAGGAAGGAGCCAGAAGAGAGGUGGACCCACAGUCUGCAUUUGUGCAAAGACACUGUGGGCUGCUGUCCCAGGGGUGCUCUCAGGGUCCUGGCCCUGCCCACGCUGUAGUGAUGUCCCAGAGGGUCCUCUCAGACUGGUCACUGCAGGAGAGGAGCCAUCAGACUGAAGGAACUUGCUUUAUAGCCGUAUUUAGAACCCUGUUCUAGUAAAUAGAGAGGCCCAAACUGCCCAGCGGGACCCAGGCCUCAGCCUGCAGGUCCAGGGCUACGACUGAGAACUUUGGAAGGCAGGGUCAAGAGACUGAGGCCAGGGGACUUUGCCAGGUUACCUAUGGGGUCUGAGCUCCUGGGAAGGGCGCCUGGCAGCUGCUGCCUGGAUAUUCUUCCCGAGAACAGAGUAACUCAGGCCAGCCCAGCCACUCUGACCACACUCCUUUCCCAGACACUUCCAGAAAGAAGAACUUGAGGGAAACCAGAUCCUUCCUCAUGUCACUGCUGUCGGCCUCCGAGCCCUGCCCCCAGGGUGGCCCCCAGCCUCAGCAUCCCUAGCAGGUCCAGGAGGUCCCAAAGUGAACCUCAGUCCUAUCCAGAAUCAGCGUGGGACAGCCUGUGGGGCAGGGCCACACUGAGAAUGGGCCAGGCCCUUCCCUCACAGGUGUGCAGUGUUUAGGAUGAAUGGGGCCAGGCUGGCCUGUACCCAGGACGCACCCACAGAGCCCCACAUGUCACAGCCCGAACAGAACCUUGCUGGUAUGGAUCUGUAACUCUGCUGUGUCACCCAGGUGCUGGGUGUGUGGUGCAGACGUGGUUCCAGUUGACACGGCUGUGCUCACAGUGGGGCCUCUAGAAGGAGACAAGCAACCUGGGCCUCUCUUGCCACCAGCCCCACGUUGACAUUGAUGUGUGUCCGGGGUCUCCAACGAGCUGGGAGACAAGUUUUUGUUCACAACACAUGCACAGACAGGCGUAUCACGAGGAGCCCAGUGUCCCCCCAUGGCCAGGCCUCUUUCUUUCUGGUAAAGGCCAGCUGCGGACUCUGAGCUGUCUCCUGAUGUGAGCGGGUUUCCACCUGUUACAUCUUGGGGCUCCAUGGAAGAGAAAUUUCACAAGUUUCACGUCUCUGAGCCGGGCUCUCAGAGCAAAGUGUUCAGAGGGCAUUCAAAGGCUAUCUUCUUUUGAGAUCAAGGGGGUGGGGGGAACUGCUAAUUAAGGAUCUGUUAAUCAAUAUUAAAAAUCACAAUAAAAUUUAUUAACAAAUUGUAUGCAAUUUUGUGUUCUUUGUUGCUAGGGGUAUAGAACUGGGGGUUACCUCCCCUGACACACAUUUUCCUAAUUGUGGAUGCCAUGUCACACAUGGUCAUCAGCAAGGGCGGAAGUUCUGCUUGGUGUAGCAAUUGCUCGGUACACGUGAGCACUCGGAGAAUGAAUGGGAUCUGUCACGUGCUAAUGACAGAUUCAUGGGAUCUAAAAUGACAUAUUUUCUACCAUUUCUGUUCAUUUUACUGUUGACCAUUCUUGAGGUUUAAAAUGCCUGUGUUCGGGCAUUGGAAGGGGCCACUCAUCUCUCCUUAAAGUGACGGGGCUCACUGCCACGUGGGCAGUGGCUGUUAGGGUUCUGGUGGAAGAGCUUCCAGCCUGCACUGAAUUCUAAGCAGAUGCCAAAAGUAGAGCCUGGCAAAAUGUAUUUUAUGCAUAUCUCAGAUUUAUAUCUUUUAACACAUGGUUCCUAAGUGUAACUUGUAUUUCUGGCAAUGCUUAAAAUGAUUUUAUAUUUCCCUUUUGGAAUUUUCCUCCAUUUCCAGCACACUGACUUUAAUUAUAGUUGUGAUUUGAACAAGAAGAUAUUCAUUCCAUCUUCGAAGGGGCUCAGCGGCCGUGGACAAAUGUAGAAACGAUUGCUGUGCAAAACAUGGAGUUUUCUAAAAUGACCUUAUUUUUAUACUUAUAUGCUGCACUGAUUUAAGAUAUAGACCAUUGAAAAGGAAAUAGAAUAUAUUGGUUUAUUUGAAUAAAUAAUACUCUAACUUGU